AUGUCUGAGCUCGAGAUUAGAUUCAAGAAGGCCGCGUACCUGAUCCGCAAUGGCCCGCCGAAUCCCAAGGCGACCACGGAGGAGAAGCUCAAGUACUACUCCUACUUCAAGCAGGCCACGGAGGGCGACGUGAAGGGAUCCCAGCCGCUGUUCAUUCAAUUCGAGGCGCGGCAGAAGUGGGACGCGUGGAACGCGAUCAAGGGCAUGUCGGCGGAGGAGGCGAUGCAGAAGUAUAUCGAUCUGCUCGCCGCCGACGACCCCAACUGGGAGUCGCACCCCGUGCUCGCCGACUUCAAGCCCGAAUAA
This is a messenger RNA of Closterium sp. NIES-65, 306 nucleotides long. Lineage: Eukaryota; Viridiplantae; Streptophyta; Zygnematophyceae; Desmidiales; Closteriaceae. The record is from the annotation of a GenBank genome assembly.